Molecule: messenger RNA, 2129 nt
Organism: Lolium rigidum
Lineage: Eukaryota; Viridiplantae; Streptophyta; Magnoliopsida; Poales; Poaceae
Product: inactive leucine-rich repeat receptor-like protein kinase CORYNE
Exons: 3
Coding region: 478-1755 (425 amino acids)
Biological process (GO): protein phosphorylation
Molecular function (GO): protein kinase activity; ATP binding
Source: RefSeq, a predicted model, not a curated record
UCUCCGAGUAAAACUCGCUGCUUGCCUGCGACGAGCUCUGUGAGAGCCUGGGGUUUGUUUCUUGCGCCGCCGUUCCGUUUCAACUUAAAGCUCUGCGUGCCAAGAGAGAGAGAAAUAGACAAGCCUGGGGUGGGCGUUGAGGAACGGCGCUCACCUCGGUGUUCUUGGUGGGAGGCGACGAGCGCGUGCCCCUGCUCUGCUCUGCCGUGGUGGGCUGAGUCUGCUUGCGAGGAGAAGGGGGAGGCGUGUUUGCCGUUCCUGCCCCGGAGGUGCUUCUUCUUCGUCUUCAGAGCGUGCAUCCACUCGCGGCUGCAAACCAAUCUGCCCUUGUUGAUGAGCAAGAAACAAGCAAAAAAUAUGGCAUCUUGAGCCCGCCGAGAUAAACCGGAGUCCUCUCUUCUUCAAAUUCGGGGAGCAUUUUGCGUUUCAAGCGCUGGAAGGGGAUUUCAUUUUCGUGCCAAAGCGGUUCUUGGUUCCAUGGCGCGAGGACGCGGGAUGUUGGUGGGCAAGAACCCUACCAAAACCCUCGCCGCCACUCUCCUGCUCCUCCUCCUCCUGCUCGCGGUCUCCCCGCUCUGCACGCGCCCCGCAGCCUCCCAGCCGCUCCACUCGGAGCCCAUGUCCACCGAGCCCCCAGCCGCCGCCCCGCCUCCUCCCCCUCCCCAGUCACCGCAGCCCAAGAUUCCCCACGCCCAGCCCGGCGGCGCCGCCCGCCUGCGCCGCAUCGCGCUCGGCGUCCUCUUCGGCUCCCUCGCCGGCUUCCUCCUCUCGCUCGCCUUCCUCUACGCCAUCCGCGCCGCCGUGCUCCACGCCAGGGACGCGCCCGCCGUCGCCAGGGGCCCCGUCUCCUUCACCCCGCAAAUCUCGCCCAAGAGCCUCCAGCUCGCGCUCCCCUCCGCGCGCCCGCUCGCGCGCGGCACCUACCACAAGCUCGUCCUCGACGGCGACCUCACCGUCGCCGUCAAGCGCCUCGACGCCGCCUUCGCCCACCCGGACUCCUCGCCGCUGCCGGCGCUCUCCAAGGCCGACAUGAGGAGGGUGCAGCGGCAGCUGGAGCAGCUCGCCCGGGUGCGGCACCUCAACGUCAUGAGCCUCAAGGCGUACGUCCGCGAGCCCGACCGGCUCUCGCUGGUCUACGACUUCGUGCCCGGGGGCAGCCUCGAGGACGUGAUGAAGAGGGUCAGGUCGCAGCAGCUCAGCCUCGACUGGGACACCAGGAACAGGAUUGCCGCCGGGAUCGCCAAGGGGCUGCGCUACCUGCACUUCGAGUGCAGCCCCAGGAUACUGCAUUGCAACCUCAAGCCCUCUAAUGUGAUGCUAGAGGAAGGCUUCGAACCGGUUCUGGCUGGCUGUGGUGUUGCGAGGCUGUUCGAUUCAGGUUUGGCUGCUGAUCCGGAAUCGUCAGGCAGCCUCUACACUGCUCCAGAGUGCUACCAAAGUAGCAGGUACACGGACAAGUGUGAUGUCUAUGGUUUUGGCUUGAUCCUCGGCGUGCUGCUUACCGGGAGAGACCCCACAGAUCCAUUUUUCUCUGGAGAAAGUGGACGGGGUGGCCUGGCUCGAUGGCUCCGUCAUAUGCAGCAUUCUGGUGAAGCAAAAGAAGCACUGGACAGCAGCAUCACAGGGGAGGAGGUUGACGAAGAGGAGAUGCUGAUGGCCGUCAGGGUGGCCAUCAUGUGCCUCUCGGAUGCGCCAGCUGAUCGGCCAUCCAGCGAUGAACUCGCCGCGAUGCUCACCCAACUCCACAGCUUCUAGCCGUCAUCACCGCUGGCGCUUUCUUCAGCGCACUGCUAAGCUCCCCGUAUGGUCUCCUGUCUCGCGAGACGUCAACACUGGGUGGUGCUGGGAUCAAACACCGUCCCGCUUUCAGUAAUACUGAAAGCCAGGUUAGAUGGUCCGUAUGGGAUCCAGCAAUCUACAGGCCAAACAAGUAUAGCUGCUCAGUAUCAUGAUGCAUGCUGGUGGUUGAGCUCAUGAUGUUGAACUGGCCAUGAUUUUUUGGAGCCUGGGAGGAAAAUGUGCAUAUAUGUCUGUAAAAUGAGGCAUCUUCUUACUAGAUCUCUUUGCUGUAGUAGAAGGAUGAUGCUAAGUUUGUGCAUUGACCCAUCACAGACAUGGGCUCCACGUUA